GCCUUUGUCCUGGUCCACACCAGCAGGUGGAGCCGCACUGAAAGUUUCCCGUCCGUUCCGCGAGCGGGAGCCCAUCUUGCUCGCCGCCGCGGCCCUCGCUGGAGGAGGAGGAGGAGGAGGGUCAGAGCUCGGGGGCAGCCAAUCGCGCGCAACGCUGCUAGUUAUCAGGGCAGAAUGGGCUGUAGUUGAGUGGAAUCGGAAAGCUGCAAAACACAGUGGAGUGCCGCCGUGUAAAUAAAAAGGGGAGGAAGGAGAAGAGAGAGGGAGAGAGAGCGAGAGAGAGAGAGAGAGGGAAAAAAAAAAAGUUUCUCAAGUCGCCGCUGCACGACGUCGGGCCGCGCCGGGGCGGGGGGUCUGCGCUCUCCGAGCGGCCGCGCGCGGGACUCUGUGCUGCCGCCAGCCCCGGCCCCAUUGUUUGUGUUUUCUACAAAAUAUGGCAAAGGUUCAGGUGAACAAUGUAGUGGUGCUGGAUAACCCGUCGCCUUUCUACAACCCGUUCCAGUUCGAGAUCACCUUCGAGUGCAUCGAGGACCUGUCUGAAGACUUGGAGUGGAAAAUCAUCUAUGUGGGCUCUGCAGAAAGUGAAGAAUACGAUCAAGUUUUAGACUCUGUUUUAGUGGGCCCCGUUCCUGCAGGAAGGCAUAUGUUUGUUUUUCAGGCUGACGCACCGAAUCCAGGGCUCAUUCCAGAUGCAGACGCAGUGGGGGUAACAGUUGUGCUAAUUACUUGCACCUAUCGAGGUCAAGAAUUUAUUAGAGUUGGCUACUAUGUAAAUAAUGAAUAUACUGAAACAGAAUUAAGGGAAAAUCCACCAGUAAAACCAGAUUUUUCUAAGCUUCAAAGAAAUAUUUUGGCAUCUAAUCCCAGAGUCACAAGGUUCCACAUUAACUGGGAAGAUAACACAGAAAAACUGGAAGAUGCAGAGAGCAGUAGUAACCCAAAUCUACAGUCCCUUCUUUCAACAGAUGCAUUACCUUCAGCAUCAAAGGGAUGGUCCACGUCAGAAAACUCAUUGAAUGUCAUGUUAGAAUCCCACAUGGACUGCAUGUGACCACGUGCCAUCCCAUUAGUACAGAUUAAGCUAUUAAAAACAGAACUAUUUCCCUGAAGUUCCGUAAGUACAUAGUCAAGGUGAAAUGUGAAGAAUUUGUUUAAAAACAUCCUGUAGAAAGUUUAUAAGAAAACCAGUAUUUGAGCAAAUUGUGGAAUAUAAAUACAACUAUUUUUAAGUACUUUUUUUCUCUAAUGUGUUAUUUUAUUUGUUCAUGAAACUAAUCUGGUUAAAGUAUAUAUAUUAUUUUCUUCUCCUUUAUAUGUAAUUAAAGCACUUAUAAAAAAAAGUUAUCAAUUAUUAGACCAGGUUGUGAAGGUGUUUUAGCCUCUUGGACAAUAAUACUUUUUACUAGCCUUUAAAAGAACAAAGUUUACUUCAACUAAAAUGCUUUUUCCUGUGAAGACAGUGUCCUUUUAAUUUAAGGAGCAAACUUCCAUUCUGCAGUGAAAAAGAUGUCUUUAAAAAGGGAAUCUGAAAUCAACUACAUCCCUCGAAGGUUUCUCUAGGCCAUCCCAGUGCAUCUUGUGGCUACCACCACAGCUUGUGUUACACUGGACUUCUGGUUUCUAUGUAAUAAAUGUGGCUGCCUUUGAGGUCCCUCUGACUACGGGUUAUGCUUCCCUACUUCUAAAACUGAGAAACCACGAUCACAAAUCAUUGUUGUCCAGAGAUCUCAACACGGCGAGAGCAAAUGCAAGGUCUACAGUGUAGGGUUAGCUCACAAUAGCUCAGAUCUGCCAAUCAGUUUACAGAAACUCGGAUUGUGCUGUUGGCACUACUGCUGUAGGGAGGUAAUUUAGAAAGGUUAUAGGCUGGCUACUUUCCCAAUACCCCAUCUCCUCUGGUUCUCAUUAAAGUGAUAAGAUCAGGGUAUAUCUGUAGUUGACAUGUUCUAGACAGCUUUUCCAAACAAUUUUUUUGAAGAACAAUUUUAGAAAGAAAUUUAUCAAAUAAAUGGGCCAAAAGCUUAUUUUCUUUAAUGAGAAAUAGGUACCUCCUCAAGGUUUUGCUCCAUUAAAUUUACAGUAGAAUAUUUUCAUUUGACUCUUGCUGAUGAUAAGCAGGAUAGCCAUAGGAUGCAAGUUAUGCAGUGCCUUCACAUCUAAGCUUUUAUACUGCACUUUUAAAAGCAUUUUGAGGAAAGGAAAAGGCAUUUGUUUAAA
This is a messenger RNA of Peromyscus leucopus (white-footed mouse), 2217 nucleotides long. RefSeq names its product anti-silencing function 1A histone chaperone (gene Asf1a). Gene Ontology annotation, biological process: DNA replication-dependent chromatin assembly. Bases 434 to 1051 code for a protein of 205 amino acids. The transcript is spliced from 4 exons. Gene Ontology annotation, cellular component: nucleus. NCBI's taxonomy places the organism in Eukaryota, Metazoa, Chordata, Mammalia, Rodentia, Cricetidae. The record is from RefSeq and is a predicted model, not a curated record. Gene Ontology annotation, molecular function: histone binding.